Molecule: messenger RNA, 1374 nt
Organism: Cyprinodon tularosa
Lineage: Eukaryota; Metazoa; Chordata; Actinopteri; Cyprinodontiformes; Cyprinodontidae
Product: tetraspanin-1-like
Exons: 8
Coding region: 136-873 (245 amino acids)
Cellular component (GO): membrane
Source: RefSeq, a predicted model, not a curated record
UUAGAUUGCAUGUGUCUAGGUUAAAGCUACGGACGAUAUAAAAGCGCUCUCGAACAUCACUGAACACACACUUCUGAAGUUUCAGACCUCAACGGACACUCAGUCAUCUCUGCUGUAAAGCAUAAAUCAGCCAAGAUGUGCACAGGUUUCCUCAAAGUCAUGAUGUUCAUCUUCAAUGGUGCCAUCUUUCUGUGUGGCAUAGCCGGUCUGGCAGUUGGUAUAUGGGUGGUGGUGGACAGCGAUUCACUUCUUGGUUUAUUUGAUUCUGUGGAAAACGCCCCAACUGAGAUAUUCCAAGUGGUCGUCAUAGGCUACGUGUUGAUCGGCGUGGGAGCUCUGCUUUUGAUUGUAGGCUUUUUGGGAUGCUGUGGAGCUGUGAUGGAGAACAGAUGCAUGCUGCUGACGUUCUUCAGCAUCGUGCUGAUCAUCUUCCUCGUCGAGGUCGCCGGAGCCAUUUUGCUGUUUGCCUUCACUGAUGUUGUGGAUGAAAUGUUUGAGGAAUUGGAGGGUGAUGUGAAAGACGCCAUUCAAAGAAAGUACGGGGUUGAGAAUGAAAUGACCACGCUGUGGAAUACAGCCAUGGAGGAGUUCAAGUGCUGCGGAUACAAGAACUACACUGACUUUGAUGGCUCGCCUUUUAACAUGGUGACAGGGGGAUACCCCGGCCCAUGCUGCAGAACACCAGGCAUACCUUGUAAUGAGUCUGGAGCGCACAUGGCGAAAGUUGACGGUUGCUUUACUAAACUGGUGAAGUUUUUGGAGGAUAACUCUAUCAUCAUUGCCGGAGUAGCUAUCGGAAUAGCUGCUAUUGAGAUUGCAGCCAUGGUGGUUUCUAUGGUUCUCUACUGCAAUGCUGGCAGAAAGUCACGAUGAUUCACGUUUAGAACGAUGUUAAGAUCAUUGUCAUUGGUUAUAAUAUAAAACAGCUUCUCUGUUAAAAGUUUAUAAUGUGUUUAAUUUAAGCUGGCAAAUUCACACAUGAACAGAUAAUGCUCUUCAUGUGUUGAUUCGCAGAGUCCUAAAAUUUAUAAUGGUUAAUACUGCAUUAUAAAUUUAAACCUGUUUGUUUACAAUUGAAUAGUGAUUUAUUUAUAGCUUUAGAAUGUGUUUACCUCAGCUGAUGCCAUUUUUGCUGAUGUAUUAAACAGUGGGAUGUAAUGAAGCACAUUGAGGUGGCAUCUGUUGAGUUUGUUUUUCUUUUUAUGUAUUACUUCUAUUUAGGGCGGUAAUAAAAUAUGUUUAUUUUGUAUAUUAUAUAUAUUUUAUGUUUAGUUGGUAUUUGCCUGUUCCUAGAAACAUAUUUUUGUUUUUUUGCUUUGUAAUGUGUUUGUACAGCAGUGGUGCAUUAAAAAUUAAAGACAGAACAUGGCUGGA